CUCCCCCACUCUGCAGGCAAGCUUCACCACGCUUGGUGAACAGACUGCCGCCUCUUAUAUACAAGACUCACCAGACCAAUACAUUUCCACGUUCGGGACCUGCGGAGGUCUCUAUGGGCCGACAUGGCUCUGCAGCCUUCAACUCUCCCAUACUUUUAGUAGAUUCAUCCAGAGAUGUCGCGCUCCCUCGACCCCGCUGUGCUUGAGUCGCUGCGGGCCCAAGAUCCACGACCAGCGUAUAAGGAUAUAUCGUCACUCUUCGCUCAGGGCCUCGACACGACGUCACAGGGUCAAGCACAGCUGCUCGAGAUAGAGUUCCUGGGAACAAGCCAUCCUCUCGAGCAGGGGGUCAGCUAUCUCCGCGAUGGCCACGCAGUAGCCAUCCCCAAACUCCGCCUUGCCCAGGCGUUCAUGGUUGCACGCCAGAUUCUCCACGAAGAUCUCAUGUCCAGACAUGCGGGACUAACCAUCCUCGAGAAAGUCCUGCCUGCGACGGCGGUUCUUCUCCUCAUGGAUCCAGAGCAUAUCACGGCUGCAAAUACCAGGAAGCGUGCUCUGCGAUGCAAAUUGUCGUCCUUGGAGAAAGACGAUGCCAAGGCGAGGCUAGAUGCUGUAAAUCAUGAGAAGCACUUUGUCGACAGCUUGUUGACAUCCCGGCUACAUCGGCACACAAAGUCGCCCACGCUGUGGAACCAUCGCCGCUGGCUCCUGGAGCUCGGCAAGAGUGAGGGCAGAAGCCUCGAUCUUGAGGACGAACUGAAGAGGGUGAUCAUGGUCUCUGGGGAGAGGCAUCCCCGAAACUACUAUGCUUGGAACCACGCAAGGUGGCUGCUUACUGAACAUGUCACGACCAAGUCCCCCGCCGUAGGGGACGUCCGCGCGAAUAUGGUGCACCUCUGCCACAUCGUCAAGGACUGGUGCCUUAAGCAUCACGGAGACAUAUCAGGCUGGUCUUUUCUGGGCUUCAUACUCAACCAGAUACAUGAUGAGGACGAGCAAACCACCGCGCGUAACAUUGUUGCACGAGAUGUCCUCAAGAUCACCGAGUCGUUCCGGUGGUCGAACGAGUCUGUUUGGGUCUUCCUCCGCAGUCUCGCUGCAACACAAUGCUUGGAAAAAGAGGUAUCUACUUCUUUACAGGCACUUGGCGCAAAAUUGGGCUCAUUGUGAUGUGCUCACAAACAGAUCGCACUUCUCAGCAUGCGUGUUCCAGGGCGGGUCAGAUCGAUAUUUACAAAAUAAUCCUAAUCUCAGCACGAAAAUCUGCGAUCCCUGGCGGUGACUAUUAUGAACAGCUGGAACCGAGAAAACGAUUCGAAGUUGAUGGCGAUUUGGUCUGCGUUCCAGAAAAUAAAUCAAAUAGAAAAAUUGACUCUUGUAGUAAAAAGGCUACACCCUAACUAGACAUUGUCACGAUAUCUAC
Messenger RNA from Microdochium trichocladiopsis, 1423 nucleotides. RefSeq lists its product as uncharacterized. The record is from RefSeq and is a predicted model, not a curated record. NCBI's taxonomy places the organism in Eukaryota, Fungi, Ascomycota, Sordariomycetes, Xylariales, Microdochiaceae. Gene Ontology annotation, cellular component: cytoplasm. Gene Ontology annotation, molecular function: protein prenyltransferase activity. Bases 175 to 1170 code for a protein of 331 amino acids. Gene Ontology annotation, biological process: protein prenylation. The transcript has a single exon.